AUGCCUCAACCUAGCAUCUCGAGAGAACCAGGUAUGGGCCACUGGGACAUCAGCACAGUGUCGAAAGACGACCCAAAUACCAUUGUCAUUUGUCGCGACCACAGCGCGGUUGAAGUCCACUUCUCCUCAUUGUUCCUCUCGGUCAACGAGAGCCGCGCGCAAUGGCAGCCCGACGGCUGCACACGCCUUGGCGACCAGUCUCGCCCGCUGGAGAUACAAAUCACCACCGGCACCGGCCAGACUGCAGUCGUCUUCAUCCACCGCAGCGCCACAAACGACCGGCUGGUUGUGCACGGCCACAUCGAGGGCGCAAGACACGUCUACGGCUGGCGGGAGCUGACCAAGGGAAAGCCGUUUGGAACAAUGACGCGGAAGCUGAGAAUACACGUGGGCGCGGACGGGACGCUCGCCGUGCUGCCAGACACAAAGUUCACUUUUCUUCUUUCUACCGAGGAUUCAGAACAGGAGCUCCCCAAGCUUGAGUUCAAGAUACCGAUGUUUGCAAAACCCCCAAGUUACGAGGCUUCGACGGCAUGA
Molecule: messenger RNA, 537 nt
Organism: Cryphonectria parasitica EP155
Lineage: Eukaryota; Fungi; Ascomycota; Sordariomycetes; Diaporthales; Cryphonectriaceae
Exons: 1
Coding region: 1-537 (178 amino acids)
Source: RefSeq, a predicted model, not a curated record